Messenger RNA from Cornus florida, 1110 nucleotides. RefSeq names its product disease resistance protein RUN1-like. NCBI's taxonomy places the organism in Eukaryota, Viridiplantae, Streptophyta, Magnoliopsida, Cornales, Cornaceae. Bases 169 to 780 code for a protein of 203 amino acids. The transcript has a single exon. Gene Ontology annotation, biological process: defense response. The record is from RefSeq and is a predicted model, not a curated record. Gene Ontology annotation, molecular function: ADP binding.
AUCACAAUUUGUAGGUCUGAGGCAAAUUUUAUUCAGGCAAUCAUUAAAGAUAUUGGAAACAAAUUGAAUCACACCGUCCUAAGUGUUUGUCAAUACCCAAUUGGAUUGGAUUCUCACAUAGAAGACAUUAAUUUGUGGUUACAAGAUGGAUCAAAUAAAGUUGGCAUAAUGGCAAUUUAUGGGAUGGGUGGCAUUGGCAAGACAACCAUUGCCAAAACUUUGUAUAACCUAAAUUUCGACAAAUUUGAAGGUAACAGUUUUCUUGCAGACAUAAGUAAAACAUCAAAAGAGCCGGAUGGUUUGGUCCGUUUACAGAGGCAACUUCUUUCAAAAAUUUUGAAGGGAAGAAAGGUAAAAAUUAGCAAUGUUCAUGAAGGAAACAUAAUGAUCAAAGAAGCACUUUCCUCAAAAAGAGUUUUACUUGUUCUCGAUGACGUGGAUCAACCAGACCAAUUAAAAGCAAUGCUCCUAAUGCAAGAUUGGAUUAAGCAAGGAAGCAAAAUUAUCAUAACAUGUAGAGACGAGCAAUUAUUGAAGGUAUAUAAAUUGUAUGAGAUUCACAAAGUUGAGGAAUUAGAUUAUUAUGAAUCACUACAGCUCUUCAGUUGGCAUGCCUUUGGAAAAGACCAUCCCAUUGAAGCUUACAUGGCGCACUCAAAAAGGGUUAUAGAGUAUUGUGAAGGGCUUCCUCUAGCUCUUGAGGUUUUAGGUUUCUUUUCUAUCCGGAAGAAAUGUAGAUGUGUGGGUAAGUGCAAUAAAGAAAUUGGAAGCAGUUCCUAAGAGUCAAAUCAUAGAAAAGCUCAAAAUUAGUUUUGAUUGAAGACGACUGCGACCGAAAAAUAUUCCUCGACAUUGCUUGUUUUUUUGUGGGAAAGAAUAAAGAUUUUGUAAUUACAGUACUCAAAGCUUGUGAAUUCUACCCAAUAGUUGGAAUUGACAACCUCAUUAAAAGAUGUCUCUUAACUGUUGAUUGGUCCAACAAGCUAAGAAUGCAUAGGCUUCUACAAGAAAUGGGAAGAGAAAUAAUACGUCAGAAAUCACCAACGUAUCCGGGAAGUGCAGCAAGCUGUGGCAUCAUAAAGAUGCCUUGAAUGUAUUGAGAAAAAAAAA